AUGGCCACCACAGGAUAUGACUUGAGGAUCAGAUACAUCCCAUCAGACUUUAUGGAAAAAUUCCAAGAUGACAGAACCACUAUGCUCUACUUUUACCAGCAGGUACGAAGUGAUUAUAUGCAGCAGUAUGCCUCAAAAGUAAGCGAUGGAAUGGCUCUACAGCUUGGCUGUCUGGAAAUCAGGAGGUUCUGCAAAGACAUGAAUCCAAACGGAUUGGAGAAAAAGUCAAACUUUGAAUUUCUGGAGAAGGAGAUAGGACUCGACCUCUUCUUCCCCAAAGAGCUCAUUGACAGCAUGAAGCCCAAGCAGCUGCGUCGCAUGAUCCAGCAGACAUUUCAGGGCUACUCGGCUCUGAAUCAGGACCAGUGCAUGGCGAAGUUCUUCACCACUCUGUCUCAGUGCUGGUGCUUCACGCAGGAAAGCUUCGCCUGCCAACUAGUGCAAGGCUGGAGCUUAACAAUAGACUUAGUUAUUGACCCUGAUGGGAUUAGUCAGCACACUGAGAACUCAACGCCCAUCUGUUUGGCCAAGUUCUCUCAGGUCCGCAGCAUCUCCUGUACUGCAGAGAGUGAUGGGCGAGCUCUGCUCAAAGCGCACAUUGAGGGAGCCAAACAGCCGCUGUCAGUGAACACCUCCUCCCUGGCAGUAGCAGAAAACCUGGCUGACCUGAUUGAUGGCUACUGCCGACUGGAAGGCGCUGAACGUUCACUUAUUGUCAGCCCCAACAAAGGGAGAGAUACGCGAAUGAAACUUCCUGACAUCCCAAAAUGUGCUGGUUCCAGUGCUCACAGUAAAGGUUUCAAUUCUGAUAUUUAUGCUGAAAUCCCUGAAGACGGAGCUGACAUUAGUGAAAGGCGCAAGAUCUCCAAGGAGGAUUUCGUUGUGGGACGGAUCCUGGGCGAGGGAUUCUUUGGAGAGGUUCACGAUGGAGUUUAUAAAAGCCCAACAGGGGAGAGGAUCCGAGUGGCCAUCAAAACAUGUAAGGACUGUUCGGCUGAUGUAAAGGAAAAGUUUCUCAGUGAAGCCGACUUGAUGAAAAAUCUGGAUCACCCCCACAUCGUGCGUCUGAUUGGAGUCAUUGAGGCCGAUCCUGUCUGGAUUGUCAUGGAGCUCUAUGAACACGGAGAGUUGGGGAACUACCUCAUAGAGAACCAGUACAGCCUGAGCACAGCGACGCUUGUCCUCUACUGUCUACAGAUAUGUAAAGCUCUGGCUUACCUAGAAGGUCUCAACAUGGUGCACAGAGACAUAGCGGUGAGAAACAUCUUGGUGGCGUCUCCAGAAUGCGUCAAACUUGGUGACUUCGGCCUCUCUCGCUACGUAGACGACCAAGAGUAUUAUAAAGCUUCAGUGAGUCGUUUACCAAUCAAAUGGAUGGCGCCAGAAUCCAUCAACUUUAGACGUUUCACCACAGCCAGUGAUGUCUGGAUGUUCGCUGUUUGUGUGUGGGAGAUCUUCUCAAUGGCCCAGCAGCCGUUUUUCUGGUUGGAGAACGGGCAGGUGAUCACCCAGCUGGAAGCGGGCGUUCGACUCCACAAACCGCAGCUCUGCCCGCCCAUCAUCUACUCGCUGCUUACCCGCUGCUGGGCCUAUGAGCCCAGUGGCCGUCCCAGCUUUGGCCAGCUUGCCUGCUCCCUCAGUGACGUCCACAGAAUGGAGGUGGAGCUGGAGAAAGAUGAGAGGCGAAACAAACCACGGUCCAACUCGAUAGCAUUUGAUCCCAACCACACGGAGCCUCCACCAAAGCCUUCCAGAUCAGCAGGCAGCACCCUUCCCCAAGGCUCACACAUACAGGUACCUCCAAAGGAUAGCAUCCCAGCAUGGGAGAAAGAGAGAGUGGAAGAAACUUUGGAAAGACAAAGAAGAGAAAUGAUGAUGGACAAAAAGUGGCUGGAGCAGGAAGAGAGACAACUGGGUCCUGUUGUGGGACGGGAUACACAGAUCGAGCUUCCUCACAAUAGCUCAAAAAACGGUCCUCCACAGAAACCUCCAAUGCCAGCUGCACAGCCUCGUCCCACAGCUGAGCUGGACCGAUCAGGUGAUCAGGUUUACACCAGCGUCAUGACGAUGGUGAAACAGGUGGUCCAGCUGAAGAAUGAUGUCAACACACUGCCGGCUUCUGAGUAUCCCAAUGCUGUCAAGGCAGUGGGUAUCUCUCUCCGGACCCUGAUUCAAAGUGUUGAUGAGAUCCUGCCCUCUCUGCACUCCUCUGUCACCUCAGAGAUUGAGGGCACGAAGAAACUGCUGAACAAGGAUUUGGCAGAGCUGAUCAAUAAGAUGCGACUGGCCCAGCAGAACUCCAUAACAUCACUAAAGGAGGAGUGCCAGAAGCAGAUGUUAGCUGCUGCUCACACUCUUGCUCUUGACUCCAAAAACCUCCUGGAUGCUGUGGACCAGGCUCGAGUCAGGGCCAACCUUGCCAAGCCUAAACGUGACUCAGAAGAUGAAGAAGAUUCUAGGGAAGACACAUAGGUUCCCUGCUGAUCAAACGAACUUGAAAUUUGGCUUUAGUUAUGAAAGGAUCAGUUCUUUUCUUGAGGACAUGUGGAGGCUAUUAUGGUGCAGCUCUGUCCCGAGGGGACAGGGGUGUAUCAGCUAAUGAAAGAUGUCAUACUGUAUUUGUAUAUGCGCUUAAACAACUGAACUGAAACGCUGAAUGUAUUAAUAAUAUUUGUAGUGUUUAUUCUAUAUUUUUACUAUUAAAAAUUA
This is a messenger RNA of Pundamilia nyererei, 2709 nucleotides long. RefSeq names its product protein-tyrosine kinase 2-beta-like. The transcript has 28 exons. Gene Ontology annotation, cellular component: focal adhesion; cytoskeleton. NCBI's taxonomy places the organism in Eukaryota, Metazoa, Chordata, Actinopteri, Cichliformes, Cichlidae. Gene Ontology annotation, molecular function: protein tyrosine kinase activity; ATP binding. Gene Ontology annotation, biological process: protein phosphorylation; signal complex assembly. The coding region runs from base 1 to 2472 and encodes 823 amino acids. The record is from RefSeq and is a predicted model, not a curated record.